Toxorhynchites rutilus septentrionalis is the source of this 3928-nucleotide messenger RNA. Its product is annotated as thioredoxin domain-containing protein 11. The coding region runs from base 374 to 3427 and encodes 1017 amino acids. The transcript has 8 exons. The record is from RefSeq and is a predicted model, not a curated record. Lineage: Eukaryota; Metazoa; Arthropoda; Insecta; Diptera; Culicidae.
GAACACCCAUAGCUGACAAGCGUUCUGUCAAAAGUUUUAUUUUCUACCCAAAAGUCUUCGAUUUGAUUAGAGGAACUUUAAUUUAAUUAGCGAAAACGUUGUAAUGAGUGCAAGGACAACCUUUGACCGAAUGCUGUGGUGCGCGAGAGAUAAUAUUUAAAAUCUGGUUUAAGUCUGCUGUCGAUAAGGACACUAAGUGCAAAUGUCGAACCAAAGUAAACUGUUUUGAUUAGCUCGUGCUCUCCCAUUGGAUGGUUCUGACUGCUGGUAAUGACGUGUUGUUUCUGGAUAGACCACUACCAACGAAAGCAUCAGCAACAUCCAAAAUUGCAGCGAAAAAAGCGACGACGAAUGAAAAUAAUAGCGGUUCCAUAUGAGUACACUAACACCAGCCUGGGAGCAAAGAGCGGACGAUUGCAAUUUUUCCAACAAGCAAACAGCGACAGAAUUGCACCGAAGCAUUCGCCGCCGUAUCAGUUCAAGCCUUCAACCGUGGGAAAAAUACGCUACGACAAAAGCUGUUCCCAGUCGGACGUCUUUUCCGCAAGAGCCACAAACUGCCAAAAGCAAUGGAUCCGAUGAGGAAGCUACAAGUCCAAAUACAUCUUUGUUGACAAAUACUGUUAAUGCUGACAAUCACACCAACGAAAACAGCCAACAGCAAGAAAAUGCGAAAGACAACGUGGAACAAGAGCAAAAUUCCGCAGAUAUUGGGCUAGGUAAUCAGAACGUCGGAAACGACGAGGAUAACAGCACCGCUAAUAUUAGCAAUAGAAAUAGAAGAUACAAUCGUAUCAGCAUGAUUAUCAUCUACGGCCGGGAAGCUUUGUGCAUUCUAGCAUUGAUAUUAACAACCUACGCAUCUAUUCAGAACAGUACUCCUAGGAUAUCCAAAGCACCACCGCCUUCUCCCUUCUUCUCGCGAGGUUCGCUCGUGCACGACUGGCCAUCUGGUGCUCUGGGGCCAACGCAGACCCGUGUUUCUCUGUCGGAGCUUUCGCUAGUGUUCUACUACGCGCCCUGGUGCGCUGAAAGCCAACAUGCUCGCUCGGUGUUUGAGCACGUGGCACGACUGUACUUCAAAGAGGCUCAUUUCGCUGCCAUCAACUGCUGGCAGCCGGGAGGCGAAUGUCGCCUGCAGUACUCCAAAGUACAGUCGUGGCCUGUGCUCAUGGCUUACCAGCCAAACGGGUUGGCCGUGCAGUACCACCAGGUGUGGAGCAAUGCGGCUCUCUCCCGGUUCGUACAAUCGCUCAUCAAUCCCGUGCGCAGGUUGACUGGUCCUGGUGAUCUGAUGAGUCUCAUGACGGGGAAGGAUGCAGUCGUAGUUCUCUUUCUAAAUAUGAACAGUAACCAGAAGCUAUACAGUCGGUUCUAUCAAACAUCAUUGAAAUGGUUGGAGAAGGAUCCGUUGCAGGAGGUAGCCUUUGGAGUCGUCACCGGAGAAACUUCCAAAGCUUUUGGAGUGGAGGAACUUCCAGCGAUAAGGCUGUACUUAUGGAAUGAAACGAUUGAAUUCACAGCUAAUCGAGCGUGGACAACAACUGAGCUCACCAGUUGGGUAAAUAAACACGUUCAAGUUGUUUCGAUGUGGAUUGCACCACCUGGGGCGACAAAGUCAUCUUCGCUGGCGCCGUAUUUCAACCACGGACCGGUUAUGUUUUUCUUCACUCCUCGUUCGAUGUACGGCGGCUCGUCGGAUGCUUACAUGAUGCUACGGCAGCUAGGGAUGCAGUACUAUAACUGCCAGGGUGACAAAUGGAUUGAGGAGAUGGCAAAAAAGUACAUCGCCGAACAGCGCCGGCUUAAUGCGGAAGAACACUCGCGGUUGAGCAAACAAUGUGAAGCAGUUCUACGACGUCACCCGUCACUCGAUGAUGAUGAGGGAAUCGCGAAAAAGAAGCCAUGUAAAGUUUCCAGCAAAUCCGCAAUUGCAGUUUCGUUUGUGAAUGUGUUAAAUUCUUCAAAAUUUUCCGAAAAAAUACACAAAGGGCGUCCUUUAAGUGCGGAUGAUUAUUGUGAAAUCGAGCGCGAUAAGUGUGAUCAGCGUUUCUAUGAGUGUGGUUCUUUGGGAGAGGACGAUGCUUUGAAUAUUGGGAUGAGUGAUGGUUGUGAGAGAGGACAACACAAGCCCUCUGGUUUGUAUGGCUCGGUUAAAGUAGAUAGAAGUACGGAAAAUCCCGCGACCUCAAAGUUGGAUUCCGAACAAGAUUAUCGGGGUCCAAAACAUUUACGCAAACAGCUUCUGAGAAAAGAGUGUGAGUUGUUACGAUUAAGUGAGCUAGAAAAUAGUGAAAAGUUCUUCCACGAAAAACAUGAAAAACAAGAGAUCGGUUAUAUAGAUGCUAUCAGGGGAAUGGCGUGUAGGUAUAACAAAACAAUGACCAUUCUGGGGAUGGACAGUACCCUAUAUCAUGCAUUUGCUGAACGGCUUGGUGUCGAUGUCUUGCAUGAGCCAAAUAAAUCUGUGGCCAUCAUCGUUGAUCACGAGGACGAAUCAACGUAUCUGCUACGAGACAACAUUAACUUGGCUACGAUGGCAAAGCUAGUUCACAACUUUUACAAUCGAACCUAUCCACGUUUCCUUCGAUCGGGUAGCAUAUCGUUCAAAAAUACACAUUCAUUCAACUUGAGUGAAUUCAGAAAAGAAAGUCAACGUAUGGUGGAAGUAAAACGGGCGGAAUACGCUGCGCGUGUUCAAACCGCUUGGAAAGAGAACAAUUUCUCGCAAGAAAAUGAGAAAAGGCAGAACGCAGCAGACGAUGAUGCUAAUUUUCUUCAGCACCAUCAACAUCAUCUCGUACGGGAGAUCAAUUCCCAAAAUUUUGACCAGGUGGUCGUGAAUUCGAGAAAGACUGUUGUCGUUCAUUUCUACUCAGCUCAAUGUGCCUUUUGCAGCAUGCUAUCGCAGCAUCUGCUCGUCGUUUCGAGGAUGUUCCAACAACAGCCAUUGCUGGACUUUGUUCGAAUAGAUGGCGACAGGAAUGAUCUUCGGUGGGAGUAUACCAUGGAUACGUUUCCUACGCUGCUGAUUUUUCCUAACCAAAGGAAAUCCGAAAGUCGCGUUUUCUCCCGCAGUCUACAGAUGACCGUUCCCAACGUGUUGGGAUUUAUUCUGUCCAAUUUAAGCCCUCCAGAGCGGCUAUACGCCAAUUAUUUAAUUUGUGAAAAUACAAAGCGCUCACCUCCCCGCGAGAGCUGUCUGCAGACGAUGAAACGCGAGCUGAGUGAAAGUAUUUCGCUCAAUCUUCGCCUGUACCGGCACGCAAAGAAGCGGCCAAUCCUCGCCGCUCGAAUUCUGCAGCGAUUGCAGACUUUGCAAGAGUUCUAUCUCUCCACACUUCGCUGUCUUAGUCAUUCCUGUGAUUUUACUAAGUUGAAAAAUAGUGCUAAAACUAUUCUCAACAUUUGGCAGAUGAAACCCUGAUUGGACUAGGUUCUAUUUAUAUCCGUUGGUCCAUUCAGGUAUGGUUUUUAUCAGUGAGUACAGAAAUCCACAAAGUCACAUUUUUUUCAGUUUUCUUUUUAUUUAGUAUAAAUAUAUCAGAUUUAUUUUAAUAUUUUCGUACAUAAAGUCGAUUUCCAAUCAAAAGUUAUAAUCUGUUGGGAGCAUAUUUGCGGGGCGGAUAUCUGCGUGCGCUAAAUUUAUUUUCCAUCUUUUGUUGGAGCGCAAUCUGAUCAAAGUCCAAAUAGAACUUAGAUAAUGCAAUGUUUGAAAAUUAGAAAAAACGGAUAUUAUAUGCAAUCUCGUUUCUUAGUACAUUUGUACAAAAUUGCGAGAAAGAAUAAAAAAGGAAUUAGCGAUAUUACAGAAGCUACCGGGUUGCGUUAUUAUUCAAAUGAUUAGAGUGAUUAAAUUAUUAUUGGAAGUUUUAUAACUCGUGCCGAAAGGGAGAAGAAUGAACGUGUAAUAUAUUUUGUUCCUAAA